CAUUCCCAACCUCGCCGGCGUGAACUAGACGUGAGACGGACCAACUCCAUCUCCGAAUCCAUGGAGCACAGCGACGGGGAGAUCGCCGCGCCACCCAAGGACCGCCUCAGCGCGCUUCCCGUCGACAUUCUCAUCGACAUCCUUCUCAAGCUCCGCGACGCCGCCGCCGCCGCUCGGACCAGCGGCCUCUCCCGCCAAUGGCGCCACCUCUGGGCGCUCCUCCCGGAGCUCUACUUCCACCCGGCCACUCGUCCCAACGACAUCCGCGCCGCCAUCGAGUCCAACGAAGCGCUGGCCCUCCGCCGCCUCGAAGUCGAGGUCAUCGACCCCACCCCCGAGUCCCUGGAAGUCUGGCUUCCUACUGCCGCGGACCGCCUCUCCGGAGAUCUGCAACUCAGCAACGAGGUGCGUAACGGGACGGAAGGAGGAGGCGCCGUUGAGCUACCCUGCUUCGAGGACGCCACCGGGAUCCGCCUCGACCUAGGGGCUCUUGCCCUCGCCAUGCCGCCUUUGGGCGUAUUCGCCGGGCUCACCGAGCUCUUCCUGUCUGGAUUCGAGCUACGUGGUCCGUGCAUGCUCGGUGAUGCCGUCUCCUCGCCACGCUGCCCGGCCUUACGGAAACUCACCGUCCGUUGUGCCUGGGGUCUAGCCAACCUUGCGAUCCACUCAGAUUCUCUCCUGGAAAUCGAGCUAACAAAUCUGGAGCCUCCAGGCGACAUCUCUUGUCUGGGAAACUUCACCAUUCACUCCGAGUCUCUCUUGCAAAUGCAUCUGAUUAAAGUGCAUGACAUGCAGCAGCUCACUGUUUUUGCGCCGGCACUCGAAGUGUUAAAUGUGCUCUACUGCUUUGCUCAUGGGGAUGGGUCGACUUGCAGUGAGCCGGUUGCAGAAAUCACUGCCCCUCGGCUGAUGUCCCUCAAUUGGAAGGAUGCCUGUGAACCCUUCACCAAGUUUAACAACGUGGGAAAUUUAGAGUGGCUGACCACACACCCUUUUCAUGUAUAUGGACAAGCUGCCCAGAAAUUCUCAAAUGAUUGGUUUUUGUGCCUAAUGCAGCGCUUCGUGCUCGUCCAGAAUCUCAGAUUCAGCCUUGUCUAUCUGCUGGACAUUACCAACAAACAGUACUUGAUGGAAGACAUUACAAGUCUCCCGGACAUUACAGGGUUGAUCCUGGAGAUAAAACCAAAUGGACAUUCCUUUGGAGCCAGUGUGUUUCAUGUUCUCCGGAUGUGUACUGGUCUAAGAGAUCUGCGACUUACACUUAUGGGUACACAAACUGCAUGCCCAUCAGGUUGUGUCUGCGAUCAGCCCCCAAACUGGAAGACCCAGGAACUCACGCUGAGUUGCCUCCGAGAAGUAACAAUCAGUAAACUGAGAGGAACUGAACAUGAAGCUGCUCUUAUCAAACGGUUAUUCAACUGGGCAACAGCGCUAGAAAAGAUAACAAUAGCAUUCCAUGGCUCAAUCCCUGAAAGCAAGGCCAAUGAGUUCUUCCAGAUGCUUCAAAGUUUUUCCAGGCCAGAAAUAUGUAUGAAGGGCCCUUGCUUCGCCUAAUGUAGUAGUCGCAACGUUACUGAGAACCAAGCGUGCCUGAAACUUAACGCAUACUGCUGCUUCUCCAAGAACACUUGAGCAUGUUCCAAAAGACUAAGUCACCAGUUUGUCAGUUUACGUUUGUGGUCGUUUUACAGUUCUCUUAUCUCAUAUCAGUAUCAGCUGCACCCGUUGUUUACACGAGAGUCUGGUUGAUCAGGCUUUAUCAAUCGCACUGUUUGCCGCACUACCUUAUACUAUAUAUUUUGCAGGGUGUACUAUACUGUUCAUACAUUUGUACCAUUCAGAUGUUUUUAUUUAUUUACUGCACUUAA
Lolium rigidum is the source of this 1868-nucleotide messenger RNA. RefSeq lists its product as uncharacterized. Gene Ontology annotation, molecular function: protein binding. The transcript has 3 exons. The record is from RefSeq and is a predicted model, not a curated record. Bases 61 to 1554 code for a protein of 497 amino acids. NCBI's taxonomy places the organism in Eukaryota, Viridiplantae, Streptophyta, Magnoliopsida, Poales, Poaceae.